Messenger RNA from Tribolium castaneum (red flour beetle), 668 nucleotides. RefSeq names its product Deterin (gene Det). The record is from RefSeq and is a predicted model, not a curated record. The transcript has 3 exons. The coding region runs from base 133 to 561 and encodes 142 amino acids. NCBI's taxonomy places the organism in Eukaryota, Metazoa, Arthropoda, Insecta, Coleoptera, Tenebrionidae.
GCAUUUUGUACAGAAGUGAUGCGCAUGUCUGUUAAUUGUCAAAUUUAAACCCGGUUGAACCGUUGGUUGUGUUUUGGAGAGCUUUUCAGCAAUUUCCAUCAAAUCUUAAUUAUUUUUCAAGACCCGUUAAAAAUGACACAGAACCUUUGUGAUGUGCUUCAAACCAAUUUGGAAUAUUGUUUUGAAGCAAAUCGUAAAUCAACCUUCAAAAAAUGGGUUUUCAGCGACAAAGUUAUGUGCAAUGCAGCAAAGUUAGCUGAGGCGGGCUUUAUUUUCGUGGGAAAUUCAUUAGAACCGGACUCUGUAAAAUGCUUCCUGUGUAACAAGUCCUUAGAUUGUUGGGCGGAAGAUGAUGAUCCUUGGACAGAACACAUCAAGCAUUCGCCAAAGUGCUCGUUUGCCAAGAAGAACAAGCCCGAGAAAUCCCUCACUCUGUCAGAGUUUAUUGACUUUAGAAACGAAUUAAUUGAAAGAGUUGUGGAUAGAGCAUUGCAGGAAAGUUUAGAAGAUGUUAAGGGACAAGUUGAUGACAUUUUACAAAUGAUGAGCGCUUUAAAAUAGGUUUUCUAAACUGGUGUAGUUAGAAUAAGGUGUGCAUGUAUUGUGUAAGUGUAAUCUCUAAUUUGGUAUUGAUGACAAUAAAUUAUUUUAUCAAUAUUUUUAUCGAA